Gopherus evgoodei (Goodes thornscrub tortoise) is the source of this 1198-nucleotide messenger RNA. Its product is annotated as phospholipase A and acyltransferase 3-like. The record is from RefSeq and is a predicted model, not a curated record. Gene Ontology annotation, cellular component: cytoplasm. Bases 72 to 506 code for a protein of 144 amino acids. The transcript has 6 exons. Gene Ontology annotation, biological process: N-acylphosphatidylethanolamine metabolic process. Lineage: Eukaryota; Metazoa; Chordata; Testudines; Testudinidae. Gene Ontology annotation, molecular function: A2-type glycerophospholipase activity; glycerophospholipid phospholipase A1 activity.
UUGUGAAAACCGUUGGGAUCUUCUCAUACCUUAAGAUACGGGAUCUAUGGGAUCUCCUUACUUCAGCAAUAAUGCUAGAGCCUGGAGAUCUGAUUGAAUUUCAGAGAGUGGGAUACCAACACUGGGGCAUCUAUGUGGGAAAGGGAUAUGUGGUCCACUUCACAUUUCCAGAGUUGGAAGAGGGAUUAAAUAAUAUGCUUAAUGGAGAAUUCUUCAAAGCCAAAGUGCAAAAGGAGCGUCUGAGGAACGUGGCUCGUGUUUCAAGCUAUGCUGUGAACAACCAAUUAGAUAAAAAGCACCCUCCGUUACCUCUUUCUCAUGUGGUAAAGAGAGCUGAGCACCUGGUGGGGAAGAAUAUAGACUACAAUCUAGUAAUGUCUAACUGUGAACAUUUUGCCACCCUGAUAAGAUAUGGCAUUGCUGAAUCACAGCAGGCAAUUUACUUUGAAGUGGAUGAAGGUUUUGUGAAGCAGAUAAAGAAAUGGCUAGCUGAGAUCAAUGAGUAGUGUGUGGAUCGACGCAAUGGAAAACUGGAUUGCUAGAGAAAGAACCUCUUCUACAUGAAGCAGCAUUCAGAGGCUAGGAAUAACUGACUUGAAAAAGCAAGUAAAAUACUUACUAACAACCCUUGUGUACUCUCCUCCUCCUACUUCGUGGUGCUAUGGCUAUGAAACUGUGAUGCUUUGGUAUUCUGUAUAUUGAACAUUUCUAAGAGCUCUGCCUACGCGUCCGGACUAGUGCUGGUCAAAAAAGACAGCACAACACUCAACCUUGUCUAUGGAAAGAAAUGCAUACACGAUGCCUUCUCUGCAGGAGCUUCGGAGAGUAAAAAGGAAAGCUAGAUACUUUGAAAACCUAAACCUCUUUUCUAUUCAAUGCUGUAGAAUACAAGAAAUUUUACUGUUAGUGGGCGGCUUCAUCAAAAUAAAAACCUAAAUAGUCAAACUCCAGUCACAAAAACCCAUAACUUCCUGGAAAAAUCACCAAUUCCAAUAUGCCUAGACCUAAAUGUAUAGUCCUGAUGUGUCUGAGAGAAUCUGCCAGUCAUCUGGAGGAGAACUGGCUGCAAACUGAGGGGCUGACCAACCAGCAAAAGAGACAUCAAAGACUAUAUCCUAUAGCAAAACACAUUAAGAAUCACUUAACAGAAUUAAACUGCUUAGUUCAGACCUUCUAGAGAGUGAGCUAAUUAUUUUGA